Molecule: messenger RNA, 971 nt
Organism: Paramecium octaurelia
Lineage: Eukaryota; Ciliophora; Oligohymenophorea; Peniculida; Parameciidae
Source: the annotation of a GenBank genome assembly
AUGGAUUAAAAGGAUUAAGACUCGUUAUUAGAAAUCUCGUAAUCUGAUCAUCUCACCAAUAUGCUUGUCUCUAACAAUUUAACUGACAUCUUUUUGAAUGAUUAUUAUAGCAAAUUUAAGAAUAGUUAAAACCUACUAGAACCAUCUAUGACUAUGUCGAGAGUGUCUUAAUUGGAUAAAAACUCUGAAGACAAUUCCAAUAUAACUCAUCUCAAAGUAAUUCAGACUUCAGAACGAUUAAUACUCGAAUUGUAAAAAAAUUAAGUAUGUCUGCACAACCUACAUAGUUAUUAGAAAAUAUGUUGUUAUAAUAAUCAAAAUAGAUAUAAGAAUUGUAGGAAUAGGUAGACUCAAAAGAAUUGUAAUUACAAGAAAGCAUUCGAUUAUGUGAAUAACUGUAAUCAUAAGUAGAAAAUCAAACUAAAAUAAACAAAUUAUAAUCAAACUAACUAUUGGAACUUAAAUUUAUAAUUAAGUAAUUACUUGACUAUUUAUAUUAAAGUUCCCUUUCAAAAAAGUUGAACCUCAUAGAUCUAAGACAAGAAACACUUCAAUCUUCUAUGGAAAGUCUGUCUGUUCGACCAUCUUCACAACCAAGGGCAAAGAAGUUCUAUAAUAAUCAUCAUUCAUACACAUCCUCAAGAGCCUAUUUUCAAAAGAUUCUCACAGAGGAUACACAAAACAUUUCAAUUGACAAAAUUAUGAAGGAUAAAGCCUUAAUAUUUUUGAAUAAAAAACAAAAGUCCAUACAACAAACUGAAAAAAGCAACAUCAAAAAAGAAAAAUACUACAGAUCGUCCUCCAAUUUUUGGUCAAGUGUCACUACGUCACCAAAUCCCAAUCAAACAUAAAAUAGCACCUUCGCUAAUAAAUCAUAAACAUCUGAUAAGAAAAUUGAAAAUAGUCUCGCUCUAUUAAAAGCAAUAAAAAUAUAAUGCAAUCAAUUUUCAAGCACUAAAAAACUAUACUGA